GAAAAAAAAAAAGAAAAACAAAAUCAGAGAAAGAUGGUGAAAGCCCCAGAAGAUGAGCACCCAGUGAAGGCCUUCGGGUGGGCUGCCAGGGACACUUCUGGAAUUCUUGCCCCCUUUCAUUUCUCAAGAAGGGCAACUGGGGAAAAAGACGUGAAAUUGAAGAUUUUGUACUGUGGGGUUUGCCAUUCGGAUCUCCACAGCGUGAAGAACGAGACGGGCCGGGUCACCUACCCCGUUCUCCCCGGCCACGAGAUUGCGGGGAUCGUGACCGAGGUGGGCUCCGGCGUGACCAAGGUCAAAGUCGGGGACCAAGUUGGGGUCGGUUGCAUGGCAGGCUCGUGUCGUACGUGCGCCAGCUGUAAGGACGACCUCGAAAACCAGUGCCCAAAUAUGGUCCUCACGUACCGGAGCAAAUAUUUCGACGGGACUCCGACUUACGGAGGCUACUCGGACAUCAUGGUAUGUGACGAGCAUUUUGUGGUCCGUUGGCCCACCGGCAUGCCGCUCGAUGCAGGCUGUCCGCUUCUCUGUGCUGGAAUCACUACGUACAGCCCGAUGAAGUUUUUCGGGCUGGACAAGCCUGGGAUUAGCCUUGGCGUAGUGGGCCUUGGCGGGCUGGGCCAUGUGGCCGUCAAGUUUGCCAAGGCGUUUGGGGCUAAGGUGACUGUGAUUAGCACGAACCCUGAUAAGAAGGAGGAGGCCAUCAAGAGUCUUGGGGCCGACUCGUUUUUGGUCAGCCACGAUCAAGAUCAAAUGAUGGAAACUCAAGAGAUGAUGGAUUUUGCAGCAAAACACAACAUAACAGCAGAUAUUGAGGUUAUCCCAAUGGAUUACAUAAACGAAGCUAUGGAACGUUUGGAGAAAGCAGAUGUUAAGUACCGAUUCGUGAUCGACAUUGCUGGAAGUCUUAAAAAUGCAUAA
Molecule: messenger RNA, 921 nt
Organism: Striga asiatica
Lineage: Eukaryota; Viridiplantae; Streptophyta; Magnoliopsida; Lamiales; Orobanchaceae
Source: the annotation of a GenBank genome assembly